Molecule: messenger RNA, 855 nt
Organism: Sugiyamaella lignohabitans
Lineage: Eukaryota; Fungi; Ascomycota; Dipodascomycetes; Dipodascales; Trichomonascaceae
Exons: 1
Coding region: 1-855 (284 amino acids)
Biological process (GO): nucleoside phosphate metabolic process; ribose phosphate metabolic process
Molecular function (GO): ADP-glucose pyrophosphatase activity; ADP-ribose pyrophosphatase activity
Source: RefSeq, a predicted model, not a curated record
AUGCUUAUUAGACAAUUGAGAUUCCAGAAAUUUAAUUCUUAUACACCCUUUUUAAAGUCCUACGUGAAAACGGUAAGAAUCAUGUCUACGUUUGAUAUCAAAUUCCAAGGCAAGCAGGUUCCUGUGAAGGUUCCUGAACAAUUGUCAGUUGCCAAAUCUGAAUUAUUGGAGUUCCGACCAUUUACAUCAUGGAUCAGGAACUUGGAAAACUCAGUCUCUAAGCACUCGUCAUCUAAGUUUGUAUUGAGAAAUAUCGAGAUUCAGUCUGUGGACAAGUUUUCAAAAGGCAAAGUAGGCUUUGUCAAACUAAAAGCUGAUUUCCUCCAUCCUAAUGGCAAACCCCUACCAGGUAUAGCUGUAUUACGAGGUGGUACUACUGGAAUGCUUGUUGUACUUACUGCAAAGGGAAAGGGGGAUUCGGAAAAGUAUGUGCUCCUGGUUUCGCAACCAAGAGUUGCAGCAGGGUCAAUUGACUUAGUUGAAUUGCCAGCAGGGAUGAUUGACGAUGGCACAUUUGCAGGUGCUGCAGCAAAGGAAUUGGAGGAAGAAUGUGGUAUUAAAAUUGAAGAAUCAGAUUUGGUGAAUCUAUUACCGAGUUCAGAUGAUAGCAUUUUACUGAGCCCAGGGCUACUCGAUGAAGAAAUAAAAUUCUUUUUAUAUCAUAAAGAGAUGCCGCUUGAUGAAAUCAAAGCCCUUGAAGGGAAACUAAUGGGAAAUCAUGGCCAUUCAUCCGAAAAUGAAGUUAUUACCUUGCGCUUGUUAAAAUUCCAAGAUGCUGAGCAAUAUACUCGUGAUGCCAAGCUCAUUAUAGCACUAAGUUUGUAUAACCGACACAAGAGAGCUCAGGAACAGUAG